UGGGAGCUGGGUGGGGGAGCUCGAACAGGCGCUAGAGGGCGCCGCAGCCCCUCCGUCUCUCCCUCUGCCUCCUCCCAGCAGCUGAGCGAAUGGAAACGGAUCAGGAGCGCACGUUUCCUGAGUCGGGGAAGGAGCGGGGCGCGCUCUGAUUGUUGAGUCCCGGCGCCGCGGGCGACUCUGGGCUGGAGCCGGAGGGAGGAGGCGUCCCAGCCGCCAUCCUUGCAGCUCGGGCUGGCCGUCGCCCUGCCUAAUUUGCUGCAUUUCCCGCUCCCACUUCGCGGUCGCCUCCGGCAGCGUCGGGCUCGCCGCUCGCCGCCUUCCUCCUCCUCCUCCUUCCAGCCGCUGCGUUGCUCCGGGUUUCUGGUUGCAUCGGGAACAAAGGAAGGGCAUUUGCCCCCCUCCCGCUCCUCCCCGUCCCUCCCCUCCCCUCCCCUCCCUGUCCCUCUGGGCUCCCGACGCGUCUCUCAGCCGCGGGGGACAGCCGAAUCGGCCGUGCCUUCCUCGUCCAACCGGAAUCAAAAUGUCUCGGCUGCUGCCGUCGAGGCCCCGCAGCCAGGCAGGGCUGCCGCCGCCGCUCCUGCUCCUCCUGCUCCUGGCCGGCCACAUCGCCCGGGCUCAACAGUGGCGGAAUGAAAAUUUUGAACGGCCUAUUGACAUGGAAGGCUCGGGGGACGAUUACUCCUUUGAAGAUGAAGAACUAGAGGAAAUGGAGGACUUCUAUUCGGGAUCUGGCUCGGGAUAUUUCAAGCAGGACCCUGAAUCCAAGACAGUUGUGCGACUCACCACAGAUUCACCCAUCCUUCUUGCUACCACCUCAGCUGUGUUGCCUGUCACAUCUGUGCAACCAGUUGCCACCCCUUUGGCACCACUCCCUACAGAGGAAGUUAUUUCUAAUUCAGCUACCAACGGUCUGUACAUCCCCAGAAUUUCAGAAACACCAGCAGUCACCAUCUGGAAAGCAGUAGGUGUUACUGCAACUACUGCAGCCCGCGAUGUCACUACUACUACUACUACUACUGCUGCUGCUGCUACUGCUGCUGCUGCUGCUGCUUCUACUAUGGCUACGACAGCCUCCACCACAACAGUUACCUCUAAACCAACAACUGCCCUGAGGGACCUGCUGCCUGUGAUCACAAUUGUUGCUGUGACACAGUCAAUGAUGCUUGAAACCCCAACUGUAGCCAGAACGGAAAUUCCAGCUUCUCCCGUGGGGACCAGUGAGACAAAGGUCAGAGAUACAUCACAGCUCAGCACUUCACAGGAACCAGAUGUUACAACAAUGCCCCAGCCUCCUACAGCAACACCAACAGAUGCUGCUCAGGCAGAACCCAUGGAAACGUCCCUUCCCACAGUUACAGUGAACGAACUUGAAGUUCCCAUCAGUGGGGACUUCGAAAUUCAUGAGGAAGAGGUAGCUCAGACCGAGCUUGGCAAUGAAGUGGUGCCCCUGGUCACCCCUGCAGCCGGGCCAGGAUUGAAAAAGAAAAUGGAACCAGGGCUCCUAGACAAUACAAUAGAGUCUGGAAAUUCAGCAGCACAACUCCCCCAGAAAAACAUAUUGGAAAGGAAAGAAGUGCUCAUAGCUGUGAUUGUGGGAGGGGUCGUCGGGGCCCUCUUUGCCACUUUCCUGGUGAUGCUUUUGAUCUACCGGAUGAAGAAGAAAGAUGAAGGAAGCUACACGCUGGAAGAGCCCAAACAGGCAAGUGUCACAUACCAAAAGCCUGACAAGCAGGAGGAAUUUUAUGCAUAGACUGGAACUUCAGGUGCCUCACAAUCUCUUUCAGUCUCAAUGCUGUCCUUUUUUAAAAAACAACAACACUACAAACCCAUCUCUGAUUCAACUUGUCUCUUUCUAAUCAAGUCUAUCAAGUUUAACUCAAAAGUUUGAAGAAACCAACCAUUUUAAAAAGAGUUGCUCAUUUUUAGAAGGCAACAAAGCUGACUUGCAUUGUAGCAUGGGAGAUCCUGAAAGGAGUGCCGAAGUGGGGGACCCAAGAGAUAGAUCUUUUGACUGUCUCCUAGAAGAUCUUCUGGAAUUAACAGGAAGUCCUGGUCUCAUGCCUAACUCAGGACUAGAGCACUGAUCUUUUUUAAAAUUAAGUGGACACUUUUGGUUGUCGAUACUUUCUGAUACUAUUGAAGACAAGGGUUUGACUUCAUGUGGUAGAAGAUGCAAUAUUUGAUAGAACGGCUGCUCAUAGGCCACCACCUCUUCCAACUGAGCAACUGUGCUGGAGUUGACCCUUGGGAUUGCUUCCUUGAAGAUAUCAUCUGGUUUGCAGGGGCACUCCUUGUAUCUUGCUUCCUUUCUCCCUUCAUCUCAUCACUGUUCACAGCCAAAAGACAUCAGAUGCUACCUUUCUCUUGCAAACCCACCCUAAGCUUGCCUUGCUUUCCAGCUGAAGCUUGUGCCCAGAUUUAUUGGGAUUCAUUGUGACGUUAAAUCUUGAUUAGCACAGUAUUGCAAGUCUAGGCAAGAGGCUGAAGAGCAUUUUUCUAAGAUAUUGAUCAUGAGGAGGAGAUGGCAAUACCCAUUUUUUUUAAAAAAAAUAAGUCAAGCUAUCUUCUAAAAUCCUGUAGGAAAUAGAUGAUAUUUCACACAUCUUGAUGAAUGGUGUGGUCAUUUCUUCAUUGGCGGGGGACUGGUGGGAGGUUUAUUGGGGAAACCAAGAGUAGAGUGAUGUGAGCCUAGAUCUUUGAUUCCAUGGAACUCUGUAAAUAGAUGAAAUAAGUACAGUAUAUAGAGGGGGGGGGGAGAAUCCUGAUUCUUCUGAAGCAGUAAGUGGUAGAGUAACAGUAAGCAUAAAAGAGAAACGUUUCGGUCAAGUUUGUUAAGCAAGUUCAUAUUUUAUAACAAUGUAGGAGAGGUGACUGUGCUGACCCCAAAGAGUUAUAAGGAUGUUAUAAACCCCAGUCUGAACAAAGAACAAGAAUAAAAAUGGUAAAUGAUCCAGAUAAUUGGAAUGUUGGAAACCAUGCAAUAAAAUCAAGCAGUGGAAAGAACCAGUGUUUAACCUAUUGGAAGGUGAAGUCAAAAUAACAAAUAUGUAGUAAUUGUUUGAAAAAAGACAAAUGAAUGAUAAAUGUGCUGUAAUUAUGUCAGUAAUAGAAUGUUGUUACAAGAUGCUUGUUGUUCUUGAUAAUUGAUAAUUCCUGUUGCAUUAACUGAAUGUUGUACACAUGCACCUUGAGUAGAGUGCAAUGACCAAAAGCUGUGAUCAUAUUAUUUGUGGUUGUGAAGAAAGUAGAAAGGAUGUAGAGUUGUACAUUAACACACUCCCGACAAAUUCAUAUGGAGAGAAGCUGGGAAUUAUGUUUUUAAAAAGUAGUGAAAAUGGAAAAAAUAUCAAAGGUGCAGAUAAGUAACUUCCAGCAUCUAAAAGCUUGUCAAAGCCAUUGAAGGGGAAAAAAGAGUGUUGUUUUUAGAACAAUAGUAAUUUUUAUUGAAUUUUCAAACCAAUACAGUUAAUUAUAGUAGUACUUCUAGUAAUAAAACAAGUAAUAAUGAUUAAGAACCAAAUUAAUACACUUCAUUUCAUUUCAACCAUCUUGAGUAAAUUAUACAUCUAAAAAAUUAAACAGCGCAAAAGAAAAAAAAGAAUGAAAAAAUAUAAAAAACA
This is a messenger RNA of Crotalus tigris (Tiger rattlesnake), 3620 nucleotides long. It is a transcript of the gene SDC3, whose product is annotated as syndecan 3. The record is from RefSeq and is a predicted model, not a curated record. The transcript has 5 exons. Bases 521 to 1750 code for a protein of 409 amino acids. Gene Ontology annotation, biological process: cell migration. Gene Ontology annotation, cellular component: membrane; cell surface. Lineage: Eukaryota; Metazoa; Chordata; Lepidosauria; Squamata; Viperidae.